Molecule: messenger RNA, 346 nt
Organism: Staurois parvus
Lineage: Eukaryota; Metazoa; Chordata; Amphibia; Anura; Ranidae
Source: the annotation of a GenBank genome assembly
GGGAAGAGAACUGUUGGUAAAUAAAACAGUUCGUCUCCCUGUUGGCUCAUGCACACUGCUUUGGAUGGCUGUGCGCAGCACAGCCAACCAAAGCAGUGUGCUUACAGUGAAGCACACAAAGCACAGUGUAAAACAGCAUACAGUUAACCCUUUGAUCGCCCCUCAUGUUAACCCCUUCCUGCCCAGUGCCAUUAGUACAGUGUCAGUGCUUUUUUUUUUUGCACUGAUCACUGUAUUGGUGUCACUGGGGAUGUCAGUGAUACCAAGUCAGUUCCCCCCAGUGUCAGAAUGCCCGCCGCAGUCCUGCUAUAAGUCGCUGAUCGCCGCCAUUAUUAAUAAAAAUAUA